UUUAGCGCUCAGAAGCUUCAUUUCUCUACUUUUCAGCAUCCUUUCAAACCUUUUAUUAGCCUUGUGCCCAAAAAAAAAGACCUUUUCUUAGCCUUUUAUUUUCUAGGAAAAAAUGAUGAUGUAUAAACUUCUUCCCAAAUCUAAUACCCCAAUUUAUGAUGAUUUUCCCUUCAGGCCAGAGAUGAUUUCGAAUGACCUUCCACCACAGGAAUUCCUCAAAGAGGCCAUUUUUGCUGCAGGUAGCUUCUGGGAACUGGAGACUGCAUUCGGGCGCGUUGAUGGUGUUGUAAGAACAGCUGUGGGCUACUAUGGAGGAAACCUUGUAAAGCCUAGUUACAAAGAGGUAUCAUCAGAAGGAUCAACAGGACACACCGAGGCUGUAAAGGUGAUAUAUGACACGAGGAAUACUUCUUACAAAACUCUGUGCAAGGUCUUCUGGGCAAGCCAUGAUCCAACGAAGAAGGAAUAUCUGAAGUUUGGAGUUCACACACACUACCGAUCAGCGAUCUUUUACGAGGAUGAGGAGGAGAAGAAGCAAGCACAACAAUCAAAGGUCAAACAGCAGAUGAAACUGAACAGGAGGAUAGUAACCAAAAUAUUGCCUUGCCACUCCAUCAACAUCUCUGGCUUCUAUCUGGCGGAGAGUCACCACCAGAAGUACUACUUGCAGAGGUCCCACAUCCGCCUCUGUGAGUGCCUCAGCCUCCGCAGUGCCGAGCAGCUCGCUGACUCCCACCUCGCUUGCAAGCUAAACGGAAUAUUAGGUGGUGAUGAAAAGACUGCCGUGGAGGGUCUGCAAAGGUUUGCGGGGAGAUAUCAAUUGCCAGAUGAAACCAAGUUUGUUUUGGAGACAAUCAUACAGGAAUUACGUGUGAAACAGGCACUGGAAGAAUAGAGACACUCCAAAAAAAAAAAAAAAAAGCCAAGAAGUGGCAAAAA
Messenger RNA from Phoenix dactylifera (date palm), 939 nucleotides. RefSeq lists its product as uncharacterized. Gene Ontology annotation, cellular component: cytoplasm. Gene Ontology annotation, molecular function: peptide-methionine (S)-S-oxide reductase activity. Gene Ontology annotation, biological process: cellular response to oxidative stress. NCBI's taxonomy places the organism in Eukaryota, Viridiplantae, Streptophyta, Magnoliopsida, Arecales, Arecaceae. The record is from RefSeq and is a predicted model, not a curated record.